CGCGAAUUGGCGUUCCCAAGUUUUCUUUUCUUUGCCGACAAGCGCCUGAUGAACCACACCAUAAAAACUUUAAAAGUUCGCGAUCUGGAUGAGUGUGAGUUGAGGUGUUACUACGAGCACAAUUGUGUCAGCCUUAAUUUUGAAAACAAAAUGGUUGGAAAUGGAAAAUACAGCUGUGAAUUGAACAAUUCUACACACGGAGAACACGAUGAAGACUUUGUGGAGGCACCAAAUUUCCUUUACCGCGGAACAAACGUAAGAUCAUUAAAUUUUAACGUUAUCCAGUCUCCGAGCCUAUUAAUACCAUAUGGAGCUCACCCUUUGGGCUUGACUGUGUUACAAUAUUUUGCAAAGAUCAAAAAUUAAGGAGAUAGUUUCUGUUUGUGAUAACUGCACGGGAUCAUGUGAAUAUUAUGGAAUUUGACGCGCUGAGGGCCGGGUACGUCAUUUAUGAUGGCAGCCGAGUUGGCCGUCAUAUUGGAUGUCAUUGAAAAUUCAGGUUUAUCCCAAUGGAGUAAACGCAAACCAUCUUUCUUUUGAACCCCCCAACUAAAUCUGACAACUACACUAGGUCUCUUCCUUUCGCCAUUAAACACCUUAAAACAACAUCCCUUUAUGUAUGUAAGACGGGCUAAUCCCUAAACCCGACGCUUAGAGUUGGGCUCGGACUGACAAUCUUUACUCACUUUCCUUGAAUCAUGAUAAGGCGGACACCUCUAGCAAAGGUUUAGAAAGGCUCAGAAGCAUAAAGCAAUAUCUCUUUUCCAUAAUGUUUUCCCCAGAAUCCUUGUGGUAGUUCUCCAUGCAAAAAUAACGGGACUUGUCAAUCAGGAUUUACCAAGAAAGGAUAUCACUGCUUGUGUCGAGGCUGGACAGGUGCAAACUGCCAAAUGGGUAGGUCUGAAAAGUGGACUUAA
Porites lobata is the source of this 917-nucleotide messenger RNA. Lineage: Eukaryota; Metazoa; Cnidaria; Anthozoa; Scleractinia; Poritidae. The record is from the annotation of a GenBank genome assembly.